Sphaerodactylus townsendi is the source of this 8067-nucleotide messenger RNA. RefSeq names its product inositol 1,4,5-trisphosphate receptor type 3 (gene ITPR3). Gene Ontology annotation, biological process: calcium ion transmembrane transport. Gene Ontology annotation, cellular component: endoplasmic reticulum; membrane. The record is from RefSeq and is a predicted model, not a curated record. Lineage: Eukaryota; Metazoa; Chordata; Lepidosauria; Squamata; Sphaerodactylidae. Gene Ontology annotation, molecular function: inositol 1,4,5-trisphosphate-gated calcium channel activity; inositol 1,4,5 trisphosphate binding.
CGCGGAAGGCAGGGGUGGGGCCUCGCUCUCUCUCUCUCUCCCACCCCUCAGGCACUAUUUGCAUCAAAUGUUUCAUCAGGACUUCCUGAUCGUUUUCCAUUGGCUGCAGGUAGAGGGCUGUAGGAAAGGAAGAGAGUGGGAACUCAUGCAAAUCUCUGAUCGAGUCUCCGUUUUCUCUCCACCCCCCCGCCCCCCCAAUAUACCACUUCUGGAUCCAGCCCUGCCUUCUCGGAGUUGUGGAGCUGGGCUACGUCCUAGAUAAGCACAAGCACGUGUAAACGGGGGUCCCGCGCCUGAUCUCCGCAGUUGUUGUCCGGUGCACCGUGUGGGAGAGCCUUUGCACCGCUGGUUCUGGACAUCCCGCCAGCCACAUGGUGGGACUCUUAGCGGGGCGGUAGGAGCCGAGAAGAAAAGGCACCGGGACAGGCCGUUGGAAUCAUGAAUGAGAUGUCCAGUUUCUUGCACAUUGGGGACAUCGUCUCCUUGUAUGCGGAAGGCUCGGUCAAUGGCUUCAUCAGCACUUUGGGGCUAGUGGAUGAUCGUUGUGUGGUGGAACCUGCUGCUGGUGAUCUAGAUAAUCCACCCAAGAAAUUUAGAGAUUGUCUCUUCAGAGUAUGUCCCAUGAACCGCUACUCUGCCCAGAAGCAAUACUGGAAAGCCAAGCAAACUAAGCAGGACAAGGACAAAAUAGCUGAUGUGGUGCUCUUGCAGAAACUUCAGCAUGCAGCUCAGAUGGAACAGAAGCAGAAUGAAACAGAGAAUAAGAAGGUCCAUGGGGAUGUUGUGAAGUAUGGAAGUGUCAUACAGCUUCUCCAUAUGAAGAGUAAUAAAUACCUAACUGUGAACAAGCGCCUUCCUGCCUUAUUGGAGAAGAAUGCCAUGAGGGUAACACUUGAUGCUACAGGCAAUGAGGGCUCCUGGCUCUUCAUCCAACCCUUUUGGAAACUGAGGAGCAAUGGAGAUAAUGUAGUUGUUGGAGACAAAGUAAUUCUGAAUCCAGUUAAUGCUGGGCAGCCGUUGCAUGCCAGCAACUAUGAACUUACUGACAACCCUGGAUGCAAAGAGGUAAACUCAGUCAAUUGCAACACCAGCUGGAAGAUCAACUUGUUUAUGCAGUUCCGGGACCACAUGGAAGAAGUCCUGAAGGGGGGGGAUGUAGUCAGGCUUUUCCAUGCCGAACAGGAGAAAUUUCUCACUUGUGAUGAAUACAAAGCCAAGCUGCACGUUUUUCUUCGAACCACAUUGCGACAGUCAGCUACAUCUGCCACAAGCUCCAAUGCACUCUGGGAAGUUGAGGUGGUCCAUCAUGAUCCCUGCCGAGGUGGAGCAGGACACUGGAAUGGCUUGUACCGCUUCAAACAUCUCGCCACUGGGAAUUAUCUAGCAGCCGAGGAAAACCCCAGUUACAAAGGUGACACAGGAGAGACCAAGAAUUCGGUUGGAACAAGUCGUUCCAGUCGGAGGAACACAGGGGAGAAGAUCAAGUACCGGUUGGUGGCUGUCCCUCAUGGCAAUGACAUAGCUUCCCUCUUUGAACUGGAUCCUACUACGCUGCAAAAGACUGAUUCCUUUGUCCCCCGGAAUUCCUAUGUCCGAUUGCGUCACCUUUGCACCAACACCUGGAUCCAAAGCACCAAUGUGCCCAUUGAUGUUGAUGAAGAGCGGCCAAUUCGGCUCAUGCUGGGCACAUGCCCCACCAAGGAGGACAAAGAAGCUUUUGCUAUUGUGUCUGUGCCUGUGUCAGAAAUCCGAGACCUGGACUUUGCCAAUGACGCCAGCUACAUGCUAGCCAGUGUAGUGGAGAAGAUGAAUGAAGGAUUCCUCAGCCAGAAUGACCGAAGGUUUGUGAUCCAGCUGCUGGAGGACUUGGUGUUCUUUGUCAGUGAUGUAUCCAACAAUGGACAGAACGUUUUGGAUAUUGUUGUUACCAAGCCAAACCGGGAAAGACAGAAACUCAUGAGGGAGCAGAACAUCCUGAAACAGAUCUUUGGAAUUCUGAAGGCUCCUUUCAAGGAUAAAGGUGGAGAAGGUCCAUUGGUACGACUGGAGGAACUGUCUGAUCAGAAGAAUGCUCCCUACCAAUUCAUGUUCCGGCUCUGCUACAGGGUAUUGCGACAUUCCCAGGAUGACUAUCGGAAGAAUCAGGAACAUAUUGCCAAGCAGUUUGGCAUGAUGCAGUCCCAGAUUGGCUAUGACAUCUUGGCUGAGGAUACCAUCACUGCCCUUUUGCACAACAACCGCAAGUUGCUGGAGAAACACAUCACCAAGACUGAGGUGGAGACCUUUGUGAGCCUGGUACGCAAGAACCGAGAGCCCAGGUUUCUAGACUAUUUAUCAGACUUGUGUGUGUCGAAUCAUGUCGCCAUUCCCGUCACUCAGGAGCUGAUCUGCAAGUGUGUAUUAGACCCCAAGAACACUGACAUCCUGAUCCAAACAGAGUUGAGGCCUGUAAAGGAGAUGUCUCAAACUCAUGAAUACUUGAGUAUUGAGUUUUCUGAGGAGGAGGUCUGGCUGACUUGGAGUGACAGAAAUAAUGAACACCAUGAGAAGAGCAUCCGGCAGCUGGCCCAGGAAGCACGAGCAGGAAAUGCCCAUGAUGAGAAUGUUCUGAGUUACUACAGAUACCAGUUGAAGCUUUUUGCUCGCAUGUGCAUGGACCGGCAAUAUUUGGCCAUCAAAGAGAUCUCCAAGCAACUGGGAGUGGAAUUAAUCUUCCUUUGCAUGGCAGAUGAAAUGCUGCCCUUUGACCUCAGGGCCUCCUUCUGCCAUCUCAUGCUGCAUGUACAUGUGGACAGAGAUCCUCAGGAGAAAGUUAUGCCUGUGAAGUUUGCACGUCUGUGGACUGAGAUUCCGACAGCCAUCACAAUCAAAGACUAUGAUUCCAAUCUGAAUAGUUCACGGGAUGACAAGAAGAACAAAUUUGCCAGCACUAUGGAAUUUGUAGAGGACUAUCUCAACAAUGUGGUUAGUGAAGCCGUGCCCUUUGCUAAUGAGGAGAAGAACAAGCUCACUUUUGAGGUUGUCAGUCUUGCCCACAAUCUCAUCUACUUUGGCUUCUAUAGCUUUAGUGAACUGCUGCGCCUGACACGGACUCUUCUUGGCAUCAUAGAUUGUGUCCAGAACCCUCAACUGCUGAUGCAGACAGUGUAUAAUGAUGAUAUGACUGGAAAGAACGUCCGGAGAUCUAUCCAUGGUGUUGGUCAGAUGAUGUCUACUAUGGUCCUGAGCAGGAAACAAUCGAUCUUUGGUCCCUCAACUAUGACUACUGCUGUGGUUCAAGAGCCAGUAGAUAGAGGAAGGAGCAUAGAAAAUGAAAACAUUGUGGUGAUGGAAACUAAGCUGAAAAUACUGGAGAUUUUACAGUUUAUCCUGAAUGUACGACUGGAUUACAGAAUUUCCUAUUUGCUCUCUGUCUUCAAGAAAGAGUUUGUAGAGGUCUACCCAAUGCAAGACAGUGGGGCUGAUGGAACAGCUCCAGCCUUUGACUCCACAACUGCAGCAAUGAACCUGGACCGGAUUGGUGAGCAGGCUGAAGCCAUGUUUGGGAUUGGGAAAACAAGCAGCAUGUUAGAAGUGGAUGAUGAAGGAGGGCGGAUGUUUCUCCGUGUGCUGAUCCACUUGACAAUGCAUGACUACCCCCCACUUGUGUCAGGCUCCCUGCAGCUCCUCUUCAAACAUUUCAGCCAAAGGCAGGAGGUCCUACACACCUUUAAGCAGGUCCAGCUGCUUAUCUCUGCUCAGGAUGUGGAGAACUAUAAAGUGAUCAAGUCAGAGCUUGACAAACUGCGUAUGAUGGUGGAAAAGUCAGAACUCUGGGUGGAAAAGAAGGGCAGCUCCAAGGGAGAUGAUGGACAGGAAGGAGAGAAAAAGGAGAAGAAAGAGCAUGCUGCAGAUGAGGAGCCUGGGACCCCUGGAGAGAAAAGUAGUGAGAACUAUCAACUGGUUAAAGGGAUUUUGGAACGGCUAAAUAAAAUGUGCGGAGUGGGUGAACAGAUGCGCAAGAAGCAGCAGCGCUUGCUGAAGAACAUGGAUGCUCACAAAGUGAUGCUGGACCUGCUGCAGAUUCCCUAUGAAAAGGGUGACACCAAGAUGCUGGAGAUUCUGAAACUAACCCACCAGUUCCUGCAGAAGUUCUGUGCAGGCAACCAAGAAAACCAGGCCCUUCUGCAUAAACAUCUCAGCUUGUUCCUCACUCCUGGGCUGCUGGAGGCAGAGACAAUGCAGCACAUCUUCCUGAACAACUACCAGCUGUGCUCAGAGAUCAGUGAGACUGUGCUGCAACAUUUCAUCCACUGCCUAGCCACACAUGGGCGUCAUGUGCAAUAUCUUGACUUUCUGCACACUAUCAUCAAGGCUGAGGGCAAAUACAUCAAGAAGUGCCAGGAUAUGAUAAUGACAGAGCUGACCAAUGCUGGAGAUGAUGUGGUGGUGUUCUAUAAUGAUAAGGCCGAAAUAAUAUGUUGGUAUGAUGACAUUGAUCUCGCCCGGGAUGGAGUAGAUGGUAAACAGCCCUUUAUGUAUCAUGCCAUCAUCUCUCUGGUGGAUCUACUGGCAGCCUGUGCUGAGGGCAAAAAUGUAUACACAGAGAUCAAGUGCACGUCUCUACUUCCAUUGGAGGAUGUGGUGCGAGUGGUCGAUCAUGAAGACUGUAUCACGGAGGUGAAGAUUGCUUAUGUCAACUUUGUUAACCACUGCUAUGUGGACACUGAGGUGGAGAUGAAGGAAAUCUACACCAGCAACCACAUCUGGACACUGUUUGAGAACUUCACCCUUGACAUGGCCAGGGUGUGCAAGAAACGUGAGAAGCGCCUGUCAGAUCCUACUUUGGAGAAGUAUGUUCUCACCGUGGUACUGGACACAAUUAAUGCCUUCUUCAGUUCCCCUUUUUCUGAAAACAGCACCUCUCUACAGACCCAUCAGACUAUUGUGGUGCAGCUCCUUCAGUCUACGAUGAGGCUCCUGGAGUGCCCUUGGCUGCAGCAGCAGCACAAAAGCUCAGUGGAAGCCUGCAUUCGCACCCUGGCUAUGGUCGCUAAGAGCCGCUCCAUUUUAUUACCCAUGGACCUUGAUGCCCAUGUCAGCUCCCUGCUGAACAGCAGUGCCAUCAGCAAUGCACAAAGGAAUGCUUCCAACUACAAGACAGCCUCACGCACUUUCCCUCGUGUCUCAGCUACAGCCAAUCAGUGGGACUACAAGAACAUCAUUGAGAAGCUGCAGGACAUCAUCAAUUCUUUAGAGGAGCGUCUGCAACCACUGGUGGAAGCUGAACUUUCAGUCUUAGUGGAUGUCCUGCACUGUCCAGAACUGCUUUUCUUGGAAGGAACUGAGGCCUACCAGCGUUGUGAAAGCGGUGGUUUCCUCUCCAAAUUGAUCCAGCAUACCAAAGACCUGAUGGAAGCUGAGGAGAAGCUGUGCAUUAAAGUGCUAAGAACACUGCAGCAGAUGUUGGUGAAGAGGAACAAAUACGGAGACAGGGGCAAUACAUUGAGGAAAAUGCUUUUGACUAAUUACUUGCAACCCAAAAGAGCUGGCUCCAAAGGGGAGAUUGUUGACACUUCUGGAAGUGGCUCAGAUCAGGAUUGGUCGGUAAUUGCAGCUGUUCAGUGCCGGCUGGACAGAGAAGGUGCCACAAAGCUGGUUUCGGAUCUUAUCAUGAAUACCAAGAAUGAGAAGAUUUUUCAGGAAAGCAUUCGCUUGGCCAUCCGAUUACUCGAUGGGGGCAACACAGAGAUACAAAAAUCGUUUUAUAAUUUGAUGACCAGCGACAAAAAAUCUGAAAAGUUCUUUAAAGUUCUCCAUGAUCGGAUGAAGAAGGCGCAGCAGGAAGUCAAGUCCACCGUGACUGUGAACAUGAGUGACAUUGGCAACAAGCCCCACGAGGACAAGGACUCCCCAGAUCAUGGCAACAAAGGACGAGUAACAACCUUCAUGCUACCCAAUGCUCCAUCCCGUUACCCAGUGGGUGUAGGUUUCCGGACUGGCCAUGAUUCCCGAGAGAGAAACCAGAGCAAUGAAAUGGGGAUGGCAGUCUUGAUCAUGGAGCCAAUUCUUCGCUUCCUUCAGCUAUUGUGCGAGAAUCACAACCGGGACCUCCAAAAUUUUCUCCGCUGCCAGAACAAUAAGACUAACUACAACCUGGUGUGUGAGACACUGCAGUUUCUAGAUAUCAUGUGUGGCAGCACCACAGGACGGCUGGGCUUGUUGGGCCUCUACAUCAAUGAAUACAACGUGGCCCUUAUCAUUCAGACUCUGGAGACACUGACAGAAUAUUGCCAAGGGCCAUGCCAUGAGAAUCAGAGCUGCAUCGUGACACAUGAAUCAAAUGGAAUUGACAUCAUCACAGCCUUGAUCCUCAAUGACAUCAGUCCCCUCUGCAAAUACAGCAUGGACCUGGUUCUUCAGCUGAAGGACAAUGCUUCCAAACUACUGCUGGCCCUGAUGGAGAGUAGGCAUGACAGUGAGAAUGCUGAGCGGAUUCUCAUCAGCCUCCGUCCCCAAGAACUGGUUGAUGUCAUUAAGAAAGCCUAUCUUCAAGAAGAGGAGUGUGAGAACUCUGAGGUUUCUCCCCGGGAAGUUGGCCACAACAUCUACAUUUUAGCCCUGCAGCUCUCUCGGCACAACAAGCAACUCCAGCAUCUUCUGAAACCUGUGAAACGGAUCCAGGAAGAAGAAGAGGAAGGGAUUUCUUCUAUGCUUAUUCUGCACAACAAGCAAUUGACUCAAAUGCUGAAAUCAACAACUCCUGUCCAAGAGGAAGAGGAAGACCCAUUGGCAUAUUAUGAGAAGCACACAUCCCAGAUAGAGAUUGUGCGCCUGGACCGGAGCAUGGAGCAGAUCAUCUUUCCAGUGCCCAGUAUCUGCGAGUUCCUGACCAAAGAAACCAAAUAUCGACUGUUUACCACUACGGAGCAAGAUGAGCAGGGCAGCAAAGUCAGCGACUUCUUUGAGCAGUCAUCCUUUCUCCAUAAUGAGAUGGAGUGGCAGAGGAAACUGCGAAGCAAUCCAUUGAUGUAUUGGUUCUCCCGCCGAAUGACACUCUGGGGAAGUAUCUCUUUCAAUCUGGCGGUCUUCAUAAACAUCAUAAUUGCUUUUUUCUAUCCUUAUGUUGAAGCUACUUCAAUGGGAUUAUUGAAUUCUCCGCUAAUCCCACUGCUGUCCUGGUCCUUAAUCUGCUUCUCUGUUAUGGCUCUGUUUACCCGGCGCUAUGGUAUCAGACCACUCCUUGUGGCAUUGAUCCUACGAUCCAUCUACCAACUGGGCAUUGGCCUCACUUUGAACAUAUUGGGAGCUCUCAAUCUGGCAAAUAAAAUUGUAUUUGUGGUGAGCUUUGUGGGCAACCGCGGAACAUUCAUCCGAGGCUAUAAGGCCAUGAUCAUGGAUGUGGAGUUCCUCUAUCACGUCGCCUACAUCCUGACCAGUGUCUUAGGGCUUUUUGUACAUGAACUCUUCUACAGCAUCUUGUUGUUUGACUUAAUCUACCGGGAGGAGACCUUAUUCAAUGUUAUCAAAAGCGUGACCCGCAAUGGACGCUCCAUCCUGCUGACAGCCCUCCUGGCCCUCAUCCUCGUCUACCUCUUCUCCAUUGUAGGCUUUCUCUUUCUGAAAGAUGACUUCAUCAUGGAGGUGGAUCCAUUGCCCAACAUGAAAUCUAAAGCUACACCUUUUGAAAUGCAAACAAACGUAAAUGCUUUUACAGAGUCAUGCAGCAGCGAUAAAAUUAACUGCACGUCUGGAACUGUUAUGCCUGAGGUGAUGGCAGAAGAGGAUGAAGAUAAUACAGAACGUGCUUGCGACACGCUGCUCAUGUGCAUUGUCACAGUCCUGAAUCAUGGCCUCAGAAAUGGAGGUGGUGUGGGAGACAUCCUCAGGAAACCAUCCAAGAAUGAGUCUCUGUUCCCUGCUCGAGUGAUAUACGACCUCCUCUUCUUCUUCAUUGUCAUCAUCAUAGUCCUCAACCUCAUCUUUGGUGUCAUUAUAGACACUUUUGCAGAUCUAAGGAGUGAAAAGCAGAAAAAAGAAGAGAUCCUGAAGACAACAUGUUUUGUAUGUGGGGAGGGGGCCCCUUAA